Tyto alba (common barn owl) is the source of this 1548-nucleotide messenger RNA. Its product is annotated as protein FAM162B. Gene Ontology annotation, cellular component: mitochondrion. The record is from RefSeq and is a predicted model, not a curated record. The transcript has 4 exons. Bases 53 to 598 code for a protein of 181 amino acids. NCBI's taxonomy places the organism in Eukaryota, Metazoa, Chordata, Aves, Strigiformes, Tytonidae. Gene Ontology annotation, biological process: cellular response to hypoxia; neuron apoptotic process; positive regulation of release of cytochrome c from mitochondria.
CAGCCAGGGUGGAAAUGCACGCUACUUCCUGCUCGUAGGAAGGGGUAGUUUUAUGUUAAGAACUCCUAGAAGCAGCCUUCUGGGCUCCUGCCUGUCCCCCCGCGUGCUCCCAGGCCGGGGGGGAGGCCGUGGCUGGGGCAGGAUGCUGGGGGGGCUGCUGGGGCGCAGCCCUGGGCUCUGGUGGCGGGGGGCUCGGCUGGUCCCGUGUCCCGCCAGAGCCGUGGGUAACAAAGCGAAGGGCGCUCGGGACGAGGCUCUGCAGACGGCUAAUGCAGGUUACAAAGCUUUCAGAAAUGAGAGAAAGCCUACAGAUUUUGAUAAGAAGGUGUUAGUAUGGGCAGGACGCUUUAAAAAGAAGGAGGACAUUCCCAAGUACAUAUCGUCUGAGGUCCUCGAUGCAGCAAGAAACAGCGUCAGGAUAAAGGUUUGCUACAUCAUGAUUGCACUGACCUUGCUGGGCUGUUUGGCCAUGGUAAUCACAGGCAAAGAGGCUGCUAAAAAGGAUCACACGUUGCUGAGAGCGAACAUAGAAAAGAAGGCCAAGUGGAAGGCUGAAGUGGAGAAAGAUCAGGAGAUAGCUGUUGGGAAGCCACAAUGAUUUGGAACAGAUUUAUUUUAACAAUGGGAGAUAACUGAUUUGCACACGUAGCAUAUGUACUUGUCUUCAUUUAACUCAUCAGAGCUUUUUUCAUUGAAACUCUCUCAGGACAAAGACUUCACUCCUUAAAAUCUGCUCUGUGUGAACUGGGAAACUCCUAUGGAAACUCCAACAACUGCUCUCUGCGGCCUCUGUUCUUUGGCACUGGGUUCAGCUGAAAUACAGAAACCUCUUCUAAACUGGAAAGUGGGGGAAGCGUGAAUGCAGGACUCCCCAGCUCAGGAUCAGCUUUUUGUGGUGCUGCUGAUGCUCAGCGUGGCUGUGGGGCUGUCUCCUCGCAGCCAGGAAGGAUGCAGCCCUACACCAGAGAGCAUCCCAUUCUGUGCAACGCCUCUAGGGCAAACAGUCUUGGCCAAAGUGACCCGGGACAGGGGGAAAAGGAGUCUGAAAUAUGUUCUGCAACCACAAAGAGGUAGAUUGUCUCUACCUCUGAGUCUGCUGCCAUUGCUGUCCCCUCUUCCUCCCCAGCCCCUUGUGGGAUCCCCUGGCUGGAGGAAAGCGGGGACAUGAGGAUGAAGAAGGGCUGAAAAGAUGGAGUGUGAGCAGACUCUGACUGAUUUGGGCCAAAAGAGGCUUUGGGCCAGAGGAGAUGGUGGUGAUGUGGAGCGGCAGCAUGGGCACAUGGAAUGGUUUGGUUGCUGUGGGGCAGCCUGGGGAGCCUGUGCAUGGUGAAGGGAGCCUGGUCUGGAGGCACCUCUUGUCCUGCACCUCACUGGUUUUGCUUUUGCAUCUUCUGCUUCCAGUCAUUGUCAUGGGAAUUCUCUAGCACUUGCUUAGUUGUGGUUUUAGUCAGGAGUAAUUGUUAAUACAUGGUUUGCUAAAACUAGAUUCUUUUUAAUUAUCAUAGUUCAUUAAUUCAUAAUAAAACAGCUGUCCAAUUACAUCUAAAA